GUCACCCAACUAAUAAGCCAACUUCACACUACCAACUCAACCCCCAGAUCGUUACUUCCCACCACACUCUCUCUUUACAUUUUAAGAUCUAUAUCUAUAUCUAUAUUACACACACACACAGAAAACACAUACAUACAUAUACAUAUAGAUCCAUAUAUAUAUAUACACACACACACACAAGAAAGAAUCUUGGAAGAGUGUUACAAUGAGUGAACCUGCCACAAUAGAAAACAAUAAUCAUCACAAUAAUAAUAAUAACAGUAGCAGUAAUGGCUCAUCAUCACCACCUCCACCACCACCACAGGCACUUGUUGAAAGACUUAAAGAUUAUGGUCAAGAAGAUGCUUUUGCUUUCUGGGAUCAACUCUCUUCUCACCAACAAAACUUUCUUGUUCAAGAAUUUGAGAGUUUGGAUCUUCCAAGGAUUGAUCGAAUGAUUCGGUGUUCGUUUCAGUCACAUGGGCUACCGGCCGCGGCUAUAGAGCCAGUGCCAGAGAGUUCGGUUUCAACUGUAGAAGAUAGGACACUUGAAGAUAGAGAAAAGUGGUGGAAAAUGGGACUAAAGGCAAUUUCGGAUGGGAAAUUAGCUAUUUUGCUUUUAUCCGGCGGACAGGGUACGCGUCUUGGAAGUUCUGCUCCUAAAGGAUGUUUUAAUAUUGGACUUCCAUCAGGAAAAUCACUUUUCCAACUCCAGGCUGAACGAAUUCUCUGUCUCCAAAGAUUGGCAACUCAAUCCAUUAACGAGGGUUCUGGUAAUGUUGUACCAAUACAUUGGUACAUAAUGACCAGCCCAUUUACCGAUAAAGCAACACGUGAUUUUUUCAAACAACACAAAUAUUUUGGUCUCGAUGCUGAUCAGGUUACAUUUUUCUCUCAAGGCACCAUACCUUGUGUGUCAAGGGACGGCAGAUUUAUUAUGGAAACUCCAUACCAGGUGGCGAAAGCUCCUGAUGGGAAUGGAGGAGUUUAUUCAGCAUUGAAGUAUUCAAGGCUAUUAGAAGACAUGUCCUCGAGAGGCGUCAAAUACGUGGAUUGCUAUGGAGUUGACAAUGCUUUGGUUCGUGUUGGUGAUCCUACUUUCCUGGGGUAUUUCAUUGAUAAAGGAGUAGCUUCUGCUGCUAAAGUUGUCCGUAAGGCAUACCCCCAAGAGAAGGUUGGUGUAUUUGUUAGGCGUGGUAAAGGAGGACCUGUAACUGUAGUUGAAUAUAGUGAGUUGGAUCAGUCAUUGGCGAGUGAAAUUAACCAGGGGACGGGCCGACUUCGAUAUUGUUGGAGUAAUGUUUGCCUCCAUAUGUUCACUUUGGACUUUUUGAACCAAGUUGCAAAUGGUCUUGAAAAAGACAGCAUAUACCACCUUGCCGAGAAGAAAAUUCCAUCAAUCCAUGGACAAACGCUUGGAUACAAGCUAGAACAAUUCAUAUUUGAUGCAUUUCCAUAUGCACCUUCAACAGCACUUUUUGAGGUUUUACGUGAAGAAGAAUUUGCCCCUGUGAAAAAUGCGAAUGGUUCCAACUUUGACACUCCAGACAGUGCUCGGCUUUUGGUUCUUCGUCUGCAUACACGCUGGGUGGUCGCAGCAGGUGGCUUCUUAACACAUUCAGUGCCGUUGUAUUCAACUGGUGUCGAGGUUUCACCACUUGUUUCAUAUGCUGGAGAAAAUCUUGAAGCAAUUUGUCGUGGUAGAACGUUUCAUGCACCUUGUGAAAUCACUUACUAGUUUUUCACUUUUACCUUUUUGCUCUUUUGGUAUUUUAGUUUCUUCAUACAUGAUAUCUGAGAAUUUGUAACAAUUGUCCUAUAGCUCUACUGUAAUUGAGUUUGUUUGUGAAACGCGGCUUCUAUUUUAUGAUUC
This is a messenger RNA of Erigeron canadensis, 1852 nucleotides long. RefSeq names its product UDP-N-acetylglucosamine diphosphorylase 1-like. Bases 206 to 1717 code for a protein of 503 amino acids. The transcript has 14 exons. Gene Ontology annotation, biological process: UDP-N-acetylglucosamine biosynthetic process. The record is from RefSeq and is a predicted model, not a curated record. Lineage: Eukaryota; Viridiplantae; Streptophyta; Magnoliopsida; Asterales; Asteraceae. Gene Ontology annotation, molecular function: UDP-N-acetylglucosamine diphosphorylase activity.